CGAACCCAAAUUUUCAAAUUCCAAAACUAUCCCAACAAAACCUCCAAAUUCCCCACGCAACCCUCACUUUGAUAAAUAACAACUCACACCCACCCCUCUUUUCUUCUCCAUCACAAUCGCAUCACAUCGCACUCUCUCAUUUCAAACAAACGCCGUCGUUUCCCUCUCUCUCUCUCUCUCUCUCUCUCUCUCUGUUUCUCUGAACACAACAAUGGCGACGUUGAUGCUGAAGAAAGCGUUGUCUAAGGUUCCUCCCUCACCGGCAUCAUCACCGCCAUGGAGGCUCGCUCUCCUCCGUGCCCACGCGUCGGAGACCCAAGCCCAGCAGGUGGAACCCAAAGCCAGUGAGACAACCCGGAUGAAGAAGUUCCAAAUCUACCGAUGGAACCCUGAGAAUCCGACGAAGCCGGAGCUGAAGGAAUACACCAUCAACCUCAAGGAUUGCGGCCCUAUGGUCCUCGACGCUCUCAUCAAGAUCAAGAAUGAGGUCGAUCAGACCCUCACCUUCCGCCGUUCCUGCAGGGAAGGCAUCUGUGGCUCAUGCGCGAUGAACAUCGACGGUUGCAACGGGCUUGCUUGCCUGACGGAGAUUCCGUCGGAGGCGAAGGAGACGACGGUGACGCCGCUGCCUCAUAUGUUUGUGAUUAAGGAUUUGGUGGUGGAUAUGACGAAUUUCUAUCAGCAGUAUAAGAGUAUUGAGCCGUGGUUGAAGAGGAAGAGUCCGCCGCCUGUUCCAGGGAAGGAGAUUCUGCAGAGCAAGAAGGAUCGGGAAAAGUUGGAUGGGAUGUAUGAGUGUAUUCUGUGCGCUUGUUGCAGUACUUCUUGCCCUAGUUAUUGGUGGAACCCUGAAUCUUAUCUUGGUCCUGCUGCUUUGCUCCACGCUAAUAGGUGGAUAAGCGACAGUCGUGAUGAGUACACCAAGGAGAGAUUGGAGGCCAUUGAUGAUGAGUUCAAGCUCUAUCGGUGCCACACCAUAUUGAACUGUGCUCGUGCCUGCCCAAAGGGGUUGAACCCUGGAAAGCAAAUCCAACAGAUCAAGUCAGCUCAGCCAAAAGCUUGAAAUUCUCCUGAGAAGCAUGAUGGUGUUGCGUUUGAUAAUUGUUGAUGGGAGGUGGGGAUACUUUAGCUAUAUUCUUAAAAAAAAAAAAACUGAUCAUUAUGUUAGACUUGGGUUUGAAAGUUUACAUUGCCUUCUAUUUUUGAAAUAAAUGUCAAAAGCCAAUAGGGCCCCAUCUCAUAAGUUGACUGGCUGUGUAACAUGUACAAUCUAAAUACUCUCUGCCCUUGAUCUUUUCCAAUAAGAGCACUGUACUGGAAAUAGCAAGGCAUGCUUGCUUCUGUUUGUCUA
Messenger RNA from Lotus japonicus, 1348 nucleotides. Its product is annotated as succinate dehydrogenase [ubiquinone] iron-sulfur subunit 2, mitochondrial-like. Gene Ontology annotation, cellular component: mitochondrion. The transcript is spliced from 2 exons. Gene Ontology annotation, biological process: tricarboxylic acid cycle; respiratory electron transport chain; aerobic respiration. Lineage: Eukaryota; Viridiplantae; Streptophyta; Magnoliopsida; Fabales; Fabaceae. Bases 212 to 1060 code for a protein of 282 amino acids. Gene Ontology annotation, molecular function: 2 iron, 2 sulfur cluster binding; electron transfer activity. The record is from RefSeq and is a predicted model, not a curated record.